Molecule: messenger RNA, 2323 nt
Organism: Fomitiporia mediterranea MF3/22
Lineage: Eukaryota; Fungi; Basidiomycota; Agaricomycetes; Hymenochaetales; Hymenochaetaceae
Exons: 3
Coding region: 147-1952 (601 amino acids)
Source: RefSeq, a predicted model, not a curated record
GGUCUCCUACCUCCACCAUCUCCCUCUCUUCGUCUUCGUCUACCUCUUAUCUCGUACCCAGGUCUGCGACGGUGUCUACGCGCAGUUCUGAGUGUCGAAUGCAAACGACGAGUGAAAGGAUCAAGCAGUAAAAAAGAAAAACGAAAAUGAUGGUGGAUUUCGGACAUCUGCCGCGCAUCCUGCUCGCCAUGUUACUAGCGGUGGCGUUCGCCCGGGCUAGCUCAAUUGGUGCCCGCAGUCCGCAGGAUCCAGACGACGAUAAUGACGGUGAUGAAUCCGGGUCUCUUCACUUCUACACCCCGACGCCAUCUCUCGCGGCCGGCGCAGCCGCUCCUACUCAGACGGUAACGUUCACGCUCGGUGAGCUUCCUGAUACAAGCGUGUGUGGCCAAAGCACCAUUACCUGGAAUUACGUCGGGCCUACAUACUAUGUGAUGGCACUCUCCGUUAUGCCCUACUUUGUGAAGGACUCUUCUGACGACAUCCCCGUUGUGAUUGGGACAUUGAAUGGUGGCCUUGGUAUUGGGAAGUACACCUGGUCACCGGUUAACGUCUCCGAAGGACAAUACAAUUUAAAUAUCACCAUCCCAAAUCUUAGCAUAUCGUAUAUCUCGGAGCCAUUCUACGUCGCGAAUAGCUCUGAUCACUCCUGCCUGGUCGGUUCCUCAUCGACUACGCCUUCUCAACCAUCUUCCACCGGGUCCCCAUCAGCAAGUACAUCUGCUGGUGAUACUUCUGGCGGUGCAACAGAUGCUCCCGUCAUUGGUGCUGUCAGUGGUUCAUCCAUGUCUCGUGGAGGCAUUGCUGGUGUUGUGAUUGGAGUUCUGGUCUUCGUGGGUGCACUGGUCGCUAUCUUGCUAUUACUCUGGCGGCGCCGCGCGAGUAGAAUUAUGGGCGCCCCUCGAGGCGGCUUAUUUGAAAAGCGUCGUCCGAAAGGUGCCGUCUCAAUUGGUAGCAGGGGUGGAUCAUUUUCUUCCGCACAUGGUGUCCCUCCACGAGGUUUAGGAUCGACGUUUGGUACAUCGGCACACUAUAAUCUGAACGACCCUUCAAAUAGUGCACUUGGACAUGGUAUUUCUGAGGACGAUAUAGGAACGCAAUCGCUCUCUGGAGAGAAACCAUUAGCUCUUGCCCCCGCCGAACUUGGGAUGAUCCCUCCUGUCCACCGCAAGCCGCACGCAUACAGGGACUCCCUUGGCUCAGUGGCAACAAGCUCGACUACGGCAGCAGGCUCGCCAAUUAAUAAACACCUGCGACAUUCGGGCCCACUUUAUACGUCAGAUCCAUUCGCUUCCAGUCCACCCACGCCGAGGGUAUCAGGAGAUUAUCAAAGGUCAUUAGGUAACCAGAGUCAAGUACCCGUGGCUCUUUACCACCCUUCCUCUAUCGAAUCGACUCCACGCACGUAUGGAUCUCCUGGCGUGCCUCGCGAUAUCUCAAUUACGUCUUCCCUACCCGAUUUCGAUUUUGAACGGGAUGCUGCCUCGCCUUUCGCAGCUGCUGCUGCACCGGCAAUUUCACGCCGUGCACCUCCACCACCCCCGGUUUCAGCGCCAAGCGCCACACAACCUACACGGCGUUCAACACGUAAACCCGUGCCUGUUUACGAACCUUCCGUAGCAGGCGAAACGCUUGAGCUCGUUGAGCCGUCAACUCCACGUUCGACCGGAACAGCAUCGUCAUACUACAACAGCGGCACAGCACAACGGUCCAGUGUGUCUCUAGCACAGUCUUCGGGAGGGAAUGAUUGGUCUUCGGCUGCAGCUCAUUCGCACUCUCCGCCUUCUGGAGCCUCUCCGAUUAGCUCUGGUUCGUAUGGCUCGUACGGGAGCGGACAUUCGCUUGGUAGUUUGGGUCGUGGUGACUUGCCCGACCUGAACCACAAGUCAAGCUUUGGAGAACGUCAGAUGCACGUUAUCAUGCCGGACCCUCCACCACGCGAGAUGCAAUAAAUAAUCCAAUCAAGGCUAAACUGUAUAGACCUUCUGAUUGUUUGAUGAAAGUAGCUGGCCUGCGCUUCUCUUCACUCAAAUAUUCACAUCGGCUACUGGAUGUAAUGCUUUCUAGGGAUGGAGUUCUGUGUUAGUAUGUUGUUUACCCUUUUUCUAUUUUCGCAACUGUGUAUUAUUCCCCCGUCUUGCUGUCCAACAUUCUACUUGCUUUUAACGCUUCUUUUAUUGACUUGAUAGGACCUCUUCUCUCCCUCCUUCCUCCGCCUCUACCUCCAUUCUCCUCAGUACCACGCUCUUCUUGAUCCUUUUACCCUUCACCCUUAUUUUGCUGUUUACGUAUCGGAUACGCAAUUUUUUCUAUCUACCUCGCC